Molecule: messenger RNA, 1563 nt
Organism: Andrographis paniculata
Lineage: Eukaryota; Viridiplantae; Streptophyta; Magnoliopsida; Lamiales; Acanthaceae
Product: abscisate beta-glucosyltransferase-like
Exons: 1
Coding region: 15-1427 (470 amino acids)
Molecular function (GO): UDP-glycosyltransferase activity
Source: RefSeq, a predicted model, not a curated record
AAUCUCCCACGGCUAUGGCUUCUCCUACUCCUCCCCUCCAAAUUUACUUCUUCCCUUUCGUCGGCGGCGGCCACUUCAUCCCCAUGAUCGAUCUCGCCCGCCUCUUCGCCGCCCACGGCGCCGCCGCCACCAUCCUCGCCGCCCCAAACGACGUCGUCACAUUCCAAAACUCCAUCCAAAGAGACCACCAACAAUCCGGCCUCCCCAUCUCCCUCCACCCCCUUCUCCAAAACUCCGACCUCUCCGCCUCCCCCUUCACCGACACCUCCGCCCUCCACGACCCCCUCCGCCGCCUCCUCCUCCACCGCCCCCCCGACUGCAUCAUCGCCGACACUUUCCACCGCUGGGCUUCCGACCUCAUCGACGAUCUCCAAAUCCCAAGAAUCGUUUUCAAUGGCGGCUGCUGCUUCUCCCGAUGCUGCGAACACAGCAUCACUUCCCACUCCCCCCACACAAAAGUAGAUUCCGAUUCCGACCAUUUCACCCUCCCUGGCCUCCCCGACACCAUCCAAUUGUGCCGAUCCCAGCUCCCCAUCUUCGUCCGUACCGCCGGCGAUUUCCCCGGAAAGCUCCGAAAAUCCGACGAGAACUCUUUAGGACAGGUGAUCAACAGCUUCCACUAUCUGGAGCCCUCUUACGUCGAUUAUUACAAGAAUGUGAUGGGAAAGAAAGCCUGGCUUGUCGGGCCAGUGUCUCUGUACAACAAGAAUGUACAAGACAAGUUCGAGAGAGGUCAGAGGGCCGCCAUUGAUGAGCAAACCUGCCUCAACUGGCUGGACUCUAAAAACCCUAAUUCAGUUCUUUACGUCAGCUUUGGCAGCUUAGCUCGAUUGAGCAAAGCCCAGAUUUUCGAGAUUGCAGCUGGGCUUGAGAAUUCAGGGCACCCUUUUGUGUGGGCUAUUGGGAAGAUUCUCGAAGAUGACGACGAUGAAGGGAGGUGUUUUCCAGAUGGAUUUGAGAAAAGAGUUUUGGAUUCUGAACAGGGUUUGGUGAUCAAAGGAUGGGCCCCACAGCUGUUGAUUCUUGAGCAUGGAGCUGUGGGGGGUUUCAUGACGCAUUGCGGCUGGAAUUCGACGCUGGAGGGAGUCUGCGCCGCCGUGCCGAUGAUCACGUGGCCGCUGUCGGCGGAGCAGUUUUAUAACGAGAAGCUGGUGACUGAGGUGUUGGGGAUAGGGGUGGGAGUGGGGAGUGUGGAGUGGGGGUCGUGGAACAUGGAGGGGAGGGCGGUGGUGGGGAGGGAGGAGGUCCGGGCGGCGGUUGGGAGGCUGAUGGGCGGUGAUGCGGCGGCGGAGGAGAUGAGGCGGCGGGUGGAAGUGCUGGCGGUGGAGGCGAAGAAGGCUGUGGAAGAAGGAGGGUCUUCGUUUCGGGGUGUUGAUGAUUUAAUUGAAGACUUGAGAUCUUACAAGAAGAAGCAGAACAGUGAAUGAGAUUGGGAAGUGUUCUUGAUCCUAUGGGUUCGAUGUAGGAACUGUUGUUAUAUAGGAUUGAUUAGAAAAAAUAGAGAAAGAACUGAAUUGAAUUUCACAGGUAUACAAACGAUUUUGAGUUGCGUAGACUUGUUUA